UCGUCAGUUUUAGUUGGCACUUCGUCUUAGCCGCAGGCUCACGGGUUCCCAGAACUGUCCAUAAAAGUCGUUCCUCCGCCUUGUGGCGCGCGUGAAAGUGAUCAACAGUCACCAUUCUGAAGUUAAAAAUCUCUAGCUUUUGAAUUGUUUCAAAAUCUGUGAUGAUUAGUUAAUAGUUUAAGAUGGUAUUUUUUUACAAAAAGGGGUUGUGGUUUAGCCUAGUGUAGAGGCAGAGGAAAUUUAAUAUCAAUAGAAGUGAGCCAAACUGCACUAGAAGAUCUUAUUGAUAAGUGAAUUGUAAGUUAACAGCGAAAAGCCGUUAUUACAAAUACGUGUGAUUCCUGAAUCGAAUAAUACGGCGCAGCAAACAAAAAGAGAAUUGAGAAAUGCGUGUAACCUUGAUGGUUCCCGUCGAUGGAUAAGUCCAACCGAAUACCUAACCCGUCGUCAGCACAACCCGUUACAUAAACCGAGUGUAAUCAUCAUCAGCACCAGAAACAGCGAAUGUUAGUCUUGUUUGUUGGCUUUCUCUGCGGUUCUUGUUCUUUUUGUUUUUGUUUUCUGCUGUUGAAUGCCUACCGCGUUUGUUAGCCAACGAUUCUUCGAAAUAAGCAGCGGAUUAAAAGACCACAAUAAAAACAAACUACGAGUGUGUAAAACAACAUACUCUUUCGUUUGCCGAAUUGAGCUCGAAAUCUAAAGCAACCCAACCGGUAGGAAAAUGUGCCAACGUAAUUGUUUCGACGGUUCAUUACAAACAUUUACAGCGAUAAUGGUUUCGUAAUGUGUUGCCUCGUGAGCGCGAAUCCUCUGCUUGACUGCAAUGCGCGUUUUCUAGUCAUAAGCAAUCCCGUUUUUGCAGUCAAUAUAAAAACAAACCAAAAAUGAGAGUCGGAGAAGACGACCUACCGAGCUUGGAGUACAUAGAGGAUCCAUACAUUCCGAAGUUGGACAAUUGUAUCACUCCGUCCCUCGACGACAUCAGUGAGUACAAUCCGGAUGAGUUGGGCGAUGAGCAGAACUGGCCCGCAGAAACCGAGCUCUACCUUCGAUCGCUGACGUUGGAUCAAAUUCUUGGUGUGUCAUCCGAUGAAGAUGUCGAUCCGGAACUGGAGAUGCAAACGGUGGAAACGGAAUUUCAUCCCCCACUCACUCACAUGGAAGGCCACUUUCCGAAUUCGUCGACAGGAGCGCAGGCCGCCAGCAUUGGAAUAAUGGAACGAAUGUUGGCCCAUAAACUACUCAAUGGACGGUCGGGGCGAUUCAACCUGUUCAGUAAGAAGCGAAUUCGAGAUGUACGGGUCACCUUCAUAGACUUCUCGAAACCUUAUCUUGCCAGAAUAUCUAGUGGGGAGAACUACAAAAGUUUUCUAAACAUUGGAAGUGCCGUAGACAAUUCCGGUAAAUUUUCCGAUGGAUCACCAAUAGGAUCGGUGAGCUCGGCUGAAAUCGCUCAAGAAUUUUCCGGUUUAACCUUGGAAGAGCAGGAGGCACAGCGAGCAGAAUGGAGUCAGGAACUGGCUCGAGUAGAGGAAGAAAUUACUACGCUCCGUACCGUGUUGCAAUCCAAGAUGCGGCAUGCAAGCGAACUGAAGCGCAAGUUGGGCAUUACUGUGUGGAAAGAAAUCACUGACGAUGUGAGCCAAGGGAUCAAAAAUGUCAAGGAGAGUAACGUUUAUCAUACUGUUGAAAAUAAGGUGGGUGAAAUCACCACAGCUGUCACGAGCGCUCCAAUCUAUCAAAAAACUGAAACGGCCAUCAAAUCGACGGCAGGCAAGACCACGUCCGUCUUCGGAGGAAUCACCAGCAAGAUGACUCAGAAACUUUCCGAAAUGAAACAAUCAGAUUCGUACCGAUCCUUCGAGGAGAAAGUUGGUACGGCCUACGAGAAUGUUAGGUCGAAAGUAUCAUCACGAUCCAGUUCGGUGCAGAGCCUGUCAGACUUGCAGAAUGACGAUCGUCGAAGCUCAGUAACGACACCAACAGCCAUUCCCGAGGAGAAAACCGUUCCUUAAUAGCCCUCUGCCGUUUAAGUCGAUCGUCACGUAACAACUUUUGGGCUGCAAAUUUUAAAAGGGUACUGAGAAAAGUUAUAUAUGUAGAAAAAAUGCAAAAAAAAAUCAUCUGAUAAACAUUUAUAUACUGUAGACUUUCUGUAAUUGUUCUAUAAGGUAAAAGAAUUACACUAUGAAAGAUAUUUUUUCUGCGCAAUGAUGGCUUUGCGGCAUACUGAUGAAACCAUCCACUCCUUCUGUGUGUAACAAUAUCAGGUUAGCUGAUGAUCGUGAGAAGUCCAGUAUACGUUAUAAAUGUGCUAACGAAACAAAAAUUAUCGGUUUGAUACCGCAGAAACGUUUGUUCUAUCCGCCUCACCAGCUAAUUACAUACAAUUCUUGACACCAAAAGAAUAUGCUAGCAAAGAUUUCAUGUCUUUAUCCCGCAUUUGUGAACAACCUAGACAACAAUAAAACUGAAUGUGCCUAACUGUAGAGUCAUUUUGAAUAGCUCCCUCAGCUCUGUUGUGCGUACUUAGCCCCUGGAAUCUAAUAUGUGAUACAGAGUGGCCAACCUUCCUCAAUCCUCCACGAUUAUCCACUUCUGUUACAUUUUCCCUCAGCAUAACAACGAAGGACAAUUUCACAGAGUUUUUUUGCAAACUUUCUUAUAGACUAUAUAUUCUAUUUAAUAUUAUUUAAGUCAUAGCAACACCGAGGAUACCGAAUUUUAGGUAUAGAUUUAACUGAAAGAGAAUCCAAUAUGAAAUGUAAAAUGAAAUGUACUCAUAAGAAAUAGAAAGAGGCGAAUUGUCCAUUGCGUAAUACAUUCUUUGCAUAACAAA
Molecule: messenger RNA, 2839 nt
Organism: Malaya genurostris
Lineage: Eukaryota; Metazoa; Arthropoda; Insecta; Diptera; Culicidae
Product: tumor protein D52
Exons: 6
Coding region: 885-2015 (376 amino acids)
Cellular component (GO): cytoplasm
Source: RefSeq, a predicted model, not a curated record